Trematomus bernacchii (emerald rockcod) is the source of this 2037-nucleotide messenger RNA. RefSeq names its product PRELI domain containing 3 (gene prelid3b). The transcript has 6 exons. Gene Ontology annotation, cellular component: mitochondrial intermembrane space. Gene Ontology annotation, biological process: phospholipid transport. The record is from RefSeq and is a predicted model, not a curated record. Gene Ontology annotation, molecular function: phosphatidic acid transfer activity. NCBI's taxonomy places the organism in Eukaryota, Metazoa, Chordata, Actinopteri, Perciformes, Nototheniidae. The coding region runs from base 95 to 676 and encodes 193 amino acids.
CCUCUGAACGUGGUUCUGAUUUCAGACAGUGUGAAGUCACUUACCGGGAACCGCGCCUCCACCACCUCACCAGCAUCUGUAAACUACUGCAACCAUGAAGAUCUGGAUGUCAGAGCACGUAUUUAACCAUCCUUGGGAGACGGUGACCAAGGCUGCCAUGCAGAAGUAUCCCAACCCCAUGAACCCCAGUGUGAUCGGUGUGGAUGUUUUGGACAGAGACAUCGACAAACAGGGACGCCUCCACAGUAAAAGACUGCUCAGCACAGAGUGGGGUCUUCCCUCCAUAGUCAAAUCUAUCAUUGGUAACUCAAGAUCAUACACAUAUAUUCAGGAGCAGUCGGUUGUGGACCCCAUAGAGAAGACUUUCGAACUUCAGUCCUCAAAUAUCACUUUUACCAACUUGGUCUCUGUGGACGAAAAAUUAACAUACAAACCCCACCCUGAGGAUAAAGACAAAACAAUACUGACUCAGGAGGCGAUCAUUUCAGUGAAAGGAGUCAGUCUCAGCAGUUACUUGGAGGGAGUUAUGGCCAGUUCCAUCUCUGCAAACGCUGGAAAGGGCCGUGAAGCUCUGGAGUGGGUAAUCAGGCGACUGAAUGCAGAGAUCGAGGAGCUGACAGCCACAGCACGGGGGUCCAUACGGCCCCCCAUGGCCGCUGCUGUCACUGAGAAAUGACAACCGCCUCUAUUUUCCAGCAGAGUCAGAGAGAAACUGCAUGCCAAUCCAGCCAGCCGUUUUAUGGUGCUCUGAUUCUGUUUUGGUGCUCUAGAGUUUUUUCGAUCAUACUAGGGUACAAUUUAUCUAUCUCAUAUACUUUUUACUAUCUACAUUAGAUAUAUUUUUAAUAGCAGACUGCAACAUAAAGUGAUUCUGUUGAGUGUCUCCAGGCAAUGCUGCCUGGCAGGACCGCAUUGAUGAGAGACUCGAUCAAGGACAUGUUUAGACACCACUGUUAUCUGUGGGUUUGAAGACCUCAAGCAAAGAACUAUCUGAAGCACUGGAUGAACUAAAAACACAAGAAAAGUGCCAAAGAAGCACUCGCACCACUCUUUGUCCAGCACAACGCCAGCCAGUAUGACUUCUCUUUUGACACUGACGGCCACAAGAAAAACACUUAUAGUAAAGAAAAACAGUUAUGGUGAGAUUUGUAGAAAGGACCAUAAAGAAUACUCCUGUCAAGAGAGCAUGGCACAAAACAAUGCCUUGAAGAGGCAGGAGUCAUGUGCAAUAAAUGUCAAGGGUCCAUGGAAAUGGUUUCAGGUGUCGGAGAGUAGAGUUUGUCCAUGUGAUCAUCGACAAUGUGACGUCAAUGAAGUGUUUCCACGUCAGGUUUAUUUUUGUAACAACCAUCUCCUAAAAAACACUUUCUUUCGGGACCUCAUUUAUAACAAGACACAGCACUAGUCGACGUUCAUAAGCCUGAAUAAUAACUGUGAUUUGUUUUUAUGUGAUAACUAAUAUUGUUAUAAAGGUAUUUAAGUUAAAUGAAGGGAUCAAGGUGUUUGCCAUGUUAAGGUUUUUGAAGUAAUGUCUAAGAACUUUUCAAAUGCUGCAUCGGUAUUACUUUUGAUAUGAAUCACUUGGAUGUGUGUAGAGAGGACAGUACACACUUACGAGUUACAGAUUCACUGUAUAUGAAUGUGUUUGCUAAACUCAAACAGUUUUAUCAGUAUGCACAAGACUACUUUAAGCUAAGACCUUUGAAUUGACUUUUAUUCGCACUUACAACAUUUUCACAAAGAAAAGCUGCUACACAUGCUGAAAAUGAAUCUGUGAAUGAUAUCACUGUUUGAAUUUGAAAAGGUAUUUCUUUAUGUAACAGACAGCAGUGUGAUGAUGGUGAAAGAUUUACUUUCUUUAACAUAAUAUACAAAUAUAUUUUUUUAUCUGUAAUGGGAAUAUUUAUUUCGAAAAACGGUUGUUUUGAGGUAUUAGUUACAACUUGGGUUGAACAUUAAGAAAUGUGAUAUAUCACUUGUGUGACUCCAAUAAGAAAAGGUGUCACCAACUGCAGAAUGUGACAACAAAAUAAAAUA